AGCAACAGCUGCUACUAAUUUUCUGCACGGAGAUGCGCUGCUGGAGGGGAGGCUGGUGUAUUUCUCGUUUUUGAGAUGUAGUGAUUGGGACAUGCUUCACCUACUCGAGUUUUGUCUGCCAUGACAUUAUAAAAGGAGACUUGCCAGAAGCAGGAGGGAGAGGAUGGACUGAGAAAACGGAGGCCCUGUUACAGACUGUCAUUGGUCCCAGUCAGCAUGGCCUAUUCCCAGUACUGCCUGGAGACCCUGGGGAUUGAACCUGGAACCUAGUGCAUGUAAACUGCUGUGGGUCUGACUGAGGAGCAAAAAGAAUUCCAAAAAGUGGCCUUUGACUUUGCUGCCAAAGAGAUGGCCCCGCAUAUGGUGGAGUGGGAUGAAAAGGAAAUAUUCCCCAUGGAGACUCUGCGGAAAGCAGCCCAGCUGGGGUUUGGUGGGAUCUACGUCAGGCCAGAUGUGGGGGGCUCCGGAUUGUCCCGGCUUGACACCUCCAUCAUCUUUGAGGCUCUGUCGACGGGCUGUGUCAGUACGACUGCUUAUAUCAGCAUCCACAACAUGUGUGCUUGGAUGAUUGAUACCUUUGGAAAGGAGGAACAGAGGCGCAAGUUCUGCCCCUCACUUUGCAGCAUGGAAAAACUUGCCUCCUACUGCCUAACUGAGCCAGGAAGUGGAAGUGACGCUGCUUCUCUGCUAACUUCGGCCAAGAGGAAAGGUGACGAUUACAUUCUGAACGGUUCCAAGGCCUUCAUCAGUGGCGGUGGCGAUACAGAUCUGUACGUGGUGAUGUGCCGGACAGGAGGGCCGGGCCCCAAGGGCGUCUCCUGCCUGGUGCUGGAGAAAGACACUCCCGGGUUGAGUUUUGGCAAAAAGGAGAGGAAGGUAGGCUGGAACUCCCAGCCGACUCGCGCCGUGAUGUUUGAGGACUGCGUUGUUCCGGCCACCAACCGGCUGGGGGAGGAAGGGCAGGGCUUCAACAUUGCCAUGAAGGGCCUGAACGGAGGGAGGAUUAACAUUGCCUCUUGUUCUCUGGGUGCUGCCCACGCCUCGGUCCUUUUGGCUCGGGAUCACCUUAACGUCCGCAAGCAGUUUGGGGAGCUCCUAGCUAGCAGUCAGUACCUCCAGUUCCAGCUGGCUGAGAUGGCGACGCGCCUGGUGGCUGCGCGGCUCAUGGUGCGGAACGCAGCCCGGGCACUCCAGAAGCAGCGUGAGGACGCCGUGGCUCUGUGCUCCAUGGCCAAGCUCUUUGCCACAGAUGAGUGCUUUGCGAUCUGCAACCAAGCCCUGCAAAUGCAUGGUGGCUAUGGGUACCUGAAGGAUUACGCCGUGCAACAGUUUGUGCGAGAUAUCCGAGUGCACCAGAUUUUGGAAGGUACUAACGAAGUCAUGAGGAUGAUCGUGGCCAGGAAUUUGUUACAGGCAUAGCGUCAGGAGCUGGUCUUCAGACUCUGUGCCUUCCACACUGCUUUGGUGGCCAUGAAUUGGAAAUGAAGGCCGGAGAUGUGCUUUGGGGAGGGGAAGGGGCACAGGGAAAAUAGCUUCCUUUUCCCACUGCCCGCCUAUCUGAGCCCCAUGGGCAUGGCUUGAAACACACUGUGUGGCAGUCAGUGCUUGCUAGAAUUGCCACAAGGAGGCAGGGAUGGGCAAUGUUAAAUAGAGCCUUUGUCCUUAUAAAUGCCAGCGGUAGUCCAUUUUGCUGCACUUCCAAAAGAAAUGCAGCCCUGGUUGGAAUUGACCAGUCUGUAUCAUUGAUGCAUCAUCAUAAGUGAACUCCCAGAGGUGGCUAUACUCUGUUGAUGGGCUUUGAUACCAGAGCCACAGAGGGGGAGAGAGAAAAUCCAUUCUGGAUUUUGCACAGGUUGGAGGAAAGGAAUAAUCCUCUUGUUAAGUCUACAUGUCUUGGAGAUUACACUUUUCCCCAGAGAGGGCAUAUGAAAACCACAAAGGCCUUUUAAGCUCUGCCUUUUCCUUCAAGAAAUAUAUCUUUUUUUUUUUUAGGUCAAGUUGACAGGGAAGGGGGAGAGAUUUCUUCUCUUUGCUCUUACUAAACCAGGGGUGGCUAGCCUGUCGCCUUCCAGAUGUUCCUGGCAUCUCCCAUCAGCCCCAGCCAGCAUGGCCCAUGGUCAGGGUUGAUGGGAGAUUGUAGUUAAGCAACAGCUGGAGGGCCACAGGUUAGGUUACCCCUACAGUAAAUUGAGGGUCUGGGAUCUGUGGCCAUCCGGAUGUUGUUGGACUACAGCUCCCGUCAUUCCUGACAUCACCUGUGCUGGCUGGGGCUGAUUAGCAAUGGCACCAGAAAAAAAAAAAUCUCAGGUGGCACAGAAGGGUCACAGUGUAUUUCUAGGUGGGUGAAAUAUUCUGGGGGGGGGAUGAGCUCCUUGCCACUCACUCACUCCUCCCCUUUUGGGUGCUGCCCCGAUGAUGGGAGUUGGAAUUCAAGAACAUCUUGAGGACUAUAGGUUCCCCACCUGUUCCGACCCACCUCCGAUGAAGUUCUCGGUCUGUCUCCCAUCAUCGUUCAGACGAUGCUAAUCACCCUUACCCUCAGAUCAGUUUGGUUGCAGCAGUAAAGCCUGCUGAUGCACAACAGAAUCACACAACCUGGUAAUUUUCAGCAACCCAGUAGCACAAAGGAUCAGAGUCCUGAUCCAGGUCAUUUUCUUUUUCUUUACUUCUCUGCACUGGAAUCAAUAAAUUGUGAUUUCUUACUGUU
Messenger RNA from Rhineura floridana, 2707 nucleotides. It is a transcript of the gene ACAD8, whose product is annotated as acyl-CoA dehydrogenase family member 8. The record is from RefSeq and is a predicted model, not a curated record. Lineage: Eukaryota; Metazoa; Chordata; Lepidosauria; Squamata; Rhineuridae. Gene Ontology annotation, molecular function: acyl-CoA dehydrogenase activity; flavin adenine dinucleotide binding. Gene Ontology annotation, biological process: lipid metabolic process. The coding region runs from base 349 to 1419 and encodes 356 amino acids. The transcript is spliced from 11 exons.